AAUGGGUGGCAUGAGGUCAAGUGGGUGUGGUUGUUUGCCUGAUUGGGAGCAAUAUGGAUCCAGAUGCUUCAAACUCUUCACCACACCAAUGAACUGGAUCAAUGCAGAGAAAUAUUGUAUGUAUUUUGGUGCUCACCUCGCCUCCAUCCACAACCCGGGGGAACAUGAUCUUCUCCUGGGAAUGGCAUCAGAGACAAAUCAACAAAGAGCCUGGAUUGGUAACUCAGAUGCUGUUGAGACCUUUACAUGGUUAUGGAGUGACGGAUCCAUGUUUGAUUACACUAACUGGGCCCCUUAUGAGCCGGAUAACUGGCAUGGGCAGGAAAAAUGCAAUGAAAUUACCCUUACAGGGUGGAAUGAUCUCAAUUGUGAAUAUAGUCUUCCCUUCAUCUGUGGGACAAGACCAGAUGGACCACUUUAACUCAUUUAAUCAAAGUGUGUUUGGUGUAUGUGGUCUUCUACAGUCAGCACAGGAUCACAAGUUUAUAACCUUUGUAGAUCAGAUGAGACUAUCAGAACCAAUGAUAACAUUUCUGUAAUCUGCAUUUGGAAAAUAAAGUUUUUCCUCUUA
This is a messenger RNA of Scomber japonicus (chub mackerel), 571 nucleotides long. RefSeq names its product ladderlectin-like. Gene Ontology annotation, molecular function: signaling receptor activity. The record is from RefSeq and is a predicted model, not a curated record. NCBI's taxonomy places the organism in Eukaryota, Metazoa, Chordata, Actinopteri, Scombriformes, Scombridae. The transcript has 4 exons. The coding region runs from base 2 to 421 and encodes 139 amino acids.